CAAAGUACGCAGCUGCCUGGGCAGCUCAGCCGCCCUCCCCUCCCGUCGGCCCCAGCCGGAGAGAACAGCUCAGCCCAGCCGCCUCUCCCACAAGCCCUGCAAGGGAGAGCAUCAAGCCGAACAGCAUGGAAGAAGAAAUACGCACAGGUUGCUGAUCCAGCCAGCUAGCUGGCUUCCUCAUGCAAGUACCGCAUUGGGGCUGCGCCCUCAUCCAGCCUCCCCUGUCACCAAGAAGAGAUUUGCUUUUGGAAAUUACCCCCACUGCCCCACCCCACGACUGAGCUGUCUCGGCUGAAGUGACAGCCAACGUCACCGCCAAGACCUGCGGUUCCAUGGCUAUGUCCCUGCCAGGGAGCAGAAGACCCUCAACGGGAUCCCGGAGCCGUGAGUUUUACGGAAGGAGUGGCUUUGCCUCGUUCUUUAAGUCUGCAACGGCCCCUGCCACUCCGACUGAGAAACAGCCUCUUCUUCCCGCCUCCAGGCGUCCCUCUCCGCCAGUGAGCAUGCGGGACACCUACGGCACCUCCUCGCUCAGCAGCAGCAGCAACUCCGGCUCCUGUAAGGGCAGCGACAGCAGCCCCACCCCAAGGCGCCCAGUGAAGUACCUGCUGUGCAGCGACAACCAUGGGAUCAAGCCCCCGACCCCCGAGCAGUACCUCACCCCUCUCCAGCAGAAGGAGGUCUGCAUUCGACACCUCAGGGCCAGGCUGAAAGACACGCACGAGAGGCUGCAGGACAGGGAUGCAGAGAUUGACGACCUGAAGACGCAGCUCUCCAGGAUGCAGGAGGAGUGGAUUGAGGAGGAGUGCCACCGCGUGGAGGCCCAGCUGGCGCUGAAGGAGGCCCGGAAGGAGAUCAAGCAGCUGAAGCAAGUCAUCGACACCGUCAAGAACAACCUGAUGGAGAAGGACAAAGGGCUCCAAAAGUACUUUGUGGACAUCAACAUUCAGAACAAGAAGCUGGAGACCUUGCUGCACUGCAUGGAGGUUGCCCAGGACGGGACGGUCAAAGAAGAAGGGGCUGCCGAGUCUGCGGGGGGCUCUCCGGCCCGCUCCCUCACCCGCAGCUCCACCUACACCAAGCUGAGCGACCAAGGAGCCGCCGACAGGAACCUGGGCGGCUCCCAGAUUUCGGUGGAAGAAGCAGCCGACAGCGGCUUUGUGGCUGCAGACGACUCCUUGAGCCGGACGGACUUGCUGGACCAGAGCAGCCUGCUGUCCUCGGGGGUGGAGUGCGGCACAGACGACACCUCCCUGCAGACCAACUUCACCCUGGGGUCCCGGGUGCCCACCAGCUCCACGUACGAGAAGCUGAUGGGGUCUCAGCACAGCGUCGAGGCCGCGGUGCAAGCCAGCUGCAUGCAGGAGCAAGCCAUACAGACGGACUUUGUGCAGUACCAGCCGGAUCUCGAUACCAUCCUAGAGAAGGUGAUGAAAUCCCAGGCUUGCAGCCUGGCCAGCCCCACCUCCGUGUGGGUGUCUGAAAUGGAGGAUGCGGCCGAGCCGCGGAGCUCGGAGAUCCAGGGCCACAGCCUUCCUGGGGGGCCCACGGACAUGGCAGCUGCUGAUCCCAGCUCAGCGGUGUCGAUCAGCGCAGUAGAGGAGGGAGAGAACACUACUGAGCAAGCAGCUUCGCCAAGCCCAGUGGCCAACAGCCCAACCGUGUGCCAGCCUUCUAGCGCCAGCCAGUCGGUGAGCGUCAUGUGUGCCCCAGAAGAAGAAGAAGAAGAAGAAGAAGCUGAACCAGGCCAGGAGCUCGUAGCAGCAGCAGCAGCGGCGGAGCCUCAAACUUACUGGAGCCGCCACUUCAUCGUGGAUCUCCUGGCUGUGGUGGUGCCGGCAGUGCCUACGGUGGCCUGGCUGUGCCGCUCGCAGAGGAGGCAGGGCCAGCCCAUCUACAACAUUAGCUCGCUCCUGCGGGGCUGCUGCACGGUCGCCCUGCACUCCAUCCGCAAGAUCAGCUGCCGCUCCGUCACCAACACCAGCAGCUCCUGCUCCCAGCCAUGACCUCCUUCCCCUGCUCAGCCCGUUGCGCCGCACACAUGCUUUGCCCAGAGAGAGCCAGUUCAUGGAAACGACCAUAAUUUAGCUGACCACUGAUUGUACAUUUCAUCCACGCACUGAGACUUUUUAUUUAUUUAUUUCGGUAUUUAUUUGGGGGGGGCACCUGGGUGACAGUUCUGACCUGCUGCAUCUCGAUUUAUACAAAUGACUUGGGGGAGUUAGCGGUGCCCCUCUUUCUGCAACCCUGGAGGAAUUGCAAGGAGCUGGGGUUGGGCAGCCGGCCUCCCUGCUGAAGGACCCUCGCGCCAUAGGUGCUGUAGCUUGCGGAAGUUUUCCUCUCAUUCCACUUCAGGGAAGUUACAAGACUUUUUCCCGAUCUCUCUCCUUUCCACAGUAGGCUCUUUCUGGCCAUUUUUGCGAUCUGCUAGAAAAGCUCCCCGAUAACU
Podarcis muralis (Common wall lizard) is the source of this 2449-nucleotide messenger RNA. It is a transcript of the gene SNPH, whose product is annotated as syntaphilin. Gene Ontology annotation, cellular component: mitochondrion; cytoplasmic microtubule. NCBI's taxonomy places the organism in Eukaryota, Metazoa, Chordata, Lepidosauria, Squamata, Lacertidae. Gene Ontology annotation, biological process: neuron differentiation. The record is from RefSeq and is a predicted model, not a curated record.